AUGAUUAAAAAAUUCGUCUUAGCAUUCUUAGCAUUUACAUAGGCUAUCUUAGCUGCUUAAGAUCCUUAAGGCAAGCUUCUCUAGGUAGUAGAAACUUUUAGACACGGAGCCAGAUACCGUAUUUAUAAUUCUUCUUAUCCUAAUAACAAUUAAAUUAAUUAUGGAGAAUUAACUGCUGAAGGAUAAAGAAUGCACUAUGUAUUAGGUGUAACCCUUCAAUAAAAUUAUGCUCAAAGUCUUAACUUCCCUGAUAAAUAUGAUCACACCUUUAUUUAUGCCAAGUCUACUAACGUAAAUAGAACAAUAAUGUCUGCUUACAGCUAACUUGCUGGUAUGUUCCCCUUAAAUAAAGGCAUUGAUGUUGAAAAUAUCAACACCUAAUUCAUGGUUCCUCCUUUUACUAAAAUUGCUGAUAUUGGCUAGUAAAAGUAUGCUUUAGCUGGUGGAUAACAACCCAUCCCAAUUCAUGUUAAAGAACAAAAAGAUGAGAAACAGUUACUUGGUUACGGCGAUGCUUGUAAUAAUUCUCCUAAAUGGAGCCAAAAAAAUAAAGACGAUUCAGACUGGAAUAGAAUAAAGGGUGAAUUCUAACCUUUGAUUGACAAAUUGGCUAACAACAAAUUCUUCCAAUUACCUGCUAAUCCUGAUUUGGAUACCAUAGCUCAACUUGUUGAUACUCUUAUUGCAAUUAAAUGGGCUGGAGAUGAUGCAUAAAAUACAUUAAUUGCCGCAUAAAUAGAAGGUUUCUUAUUACCUCUUGAUGAAAUGAUGAAUCCCAAUAAUUUUAAUGUUAUGUGGGUCUAAAUGAACUUACUCUACUCUAUCUAACUUCACUUAGCCCUUUUCAAGACUGAGCAAUAAAAGAAAACUUCAGUUACUCCUUUCUUCAAUGAAUUGUUAGCUUAUUUCAAUAAUUAUUUGAGUGCUAAGGAUACUUAAAAUCCUUUUUUCAAGUGGAUCAUGCUUUCUGCUCACGAUACUACUAUAGCCAUGGUUGCUCAAGGACUUAACUUAACUAGCUGGUAAUGCAUGGAAUAAGUUAAAAAUCAAACUUUUGCUUCAAAUCCUAGCUCUCCUUGCAUUUACACAUAUCCAGGUUUUGCAUCUAACAUCAUUUUUGAACUCUAUGAGGAUAAUAACAAGAAACCAUACGUCAAAGCUCUCUACAAUGGAACUGCAUAACCCUUGUGUGGCACUGCUGACACAUUCUGUUAUCUUGACUAAUUCACAUAAUCAAUUUCUUACUCUAUUGUAUCUGAUUUUGAUAAAGAAUGUGACAACCCUAUUUAUGUUUCUAGUCCUGACAGUUCUUCAACUCCUACAUGGGCUAUCGUAGUUAUAGUAAUAGUUAGCGUUUUGUUUGUUGGUGCUCUAGGUUAUAUUUUCUUCCAAAGAAAAAAGAUUUUAUCUUUACAAUCUAUCGAUAAAAAUAGCAAUUACUCUUAAAUUUGA
Tetrahymena thermophila SB210 is the source of this 1452-nucleotide messenger RNA. Its product is annotated as histidine phosphatase family (branch 2) protein. Gene Ontology annotation, biological process: dephosphorylation. The record is from RefSeq and is a predicted model, not a curated record. The transcript has 2 exons. Gene Ontology annotation, molecular function: phosphatase activity. NCBI's taxonomy places the organism in Eukaryota, Ciliophora, Oligohymenophorea, Hymenostomatida, Tetrahymenidae.